AGGAAUGAAACUGUUUUAGUUUUUUCUUGUAGUGUUUUAUUGAAAUGAGCGUUUUUCUGCCCAAUUUUUUUUGCACAUCUAGUUAAUAAACACUAAUCUCAUAUUUUAUAUAUAUAUAUAUAUGUCCGAUUGGAAAAGGCAAGAACCUUAUUCCAAAAAAUUUUAGGGGGGAAUUUUCUGGGUUGGAUUAGGGGAAUCCACUAUCUUUGAUGUCUUGAGACCUUCAAAGUUCAUCUUUUAUGCUCUCAACUUAAAGGAAAAUUCUGAGAAACCUUACACGCUUGUUCUUCACCAUAUUAUUGUUUUUGUUGUUGCUGCAGUUGUCAAUGUACACAUACAUGGUGAAGUAAUGAUAUUAUAAAUAAGUUUUAGUUCACUGCUAUCUGUACUAAAGGGCAGAGAUGGAGACUCGGAAGGAUGAUUAAAUUUGGAGAAUGUAUGAGGAGAUUCUUUUGACUGGAGCAUCUGGAAUAUAAACUUUGGAAUUAGAUACACAAAUAGAAGGAAAAGAAAAGAAAAUUGGAAAGAUGCUUUGCCUUGGGAGAUUGUUUGAAGCAAGGAAUGGAAUAAGGAAUACAUUCUGGUUUGUCUCCUUCAGUAAGUUUGGUACUAAUUCAGCUCACACUGAUAUAAAAUAGGGAGAAGAUGGGUCCCAUAUUCUUUCAUUUGUCAAUUGGCAUAUGACAGCCGUCACCUUGGCCGCAAAUUCUAAACAUCCAGGACCCACGACCCAAAGAAAAAAAGGAGGAAAAAAAUGAAGGGAUUGUACUUUCUUCGAUACUUGGAUUUGAUGAAGGACAUGAUAUGCCCUAGCCUGGCCUGGACCAUACGAAGCUCAUGAAAAGAGAAACACAGCAUGGAUGAAGAAUCUUGUUUAAGGACUGGUCAGUCAAUCAUAAGAAUACACGUGUGAGUUUCUGAUUGAUCACCUUUUGUUGACCACAUGGGAUGGCAAUGGGGGAAAUAGAAAGUGAGAAAUGACCACGGAAUGUUAUUCCUGGUGAAAAAGUUAGAAGGGAAAAAAAAGUUCUAUAAGAUUCCUGGGGAAUAUGGAAUCUAAGAAUCUUAGCUCAAACUAAAGCCAAUAAGUCAUAUUCUCAAGUCAAGAAUUUGCUUAGCUUAUUCCUUUCUAAUCAAAGCCACAAAAAAUGGAUUCCCCCUAGCUUUUUUGCUUUGAGCUUAAUCUAUUUGGAUGCUUUUUUUCUCAACCUUCAUGAUUAGUGUUGGUGUCUUCAUAAGGUGUUAUAACCAUGAAGAAUAUUGCCUACUUUAGAGAUUGUUUAUAUUGACAUGAGACAAUAUAUAUCUAGCUAGAGUAUCACAGUUCCUUCAUCAUCACUGAUUGCAUGACAGAAAACGCUCUCUAUUAUGCCUCAAUGAUAAUUCUCCUCUCUCCAAUACUUUCUCUAAGAAUCAAGGAUGUCCAUCUCUCAGGCAUAUAUUCUUAGCCAUUUUCAUUUGUUGGAAAGCCAAGUUGUUUAACAGAGAAGAAGAAUACUAGGUCCACCACAGUAGGCUUUCUGGUCCAAUUUCUGCACCUUUAUUUUUUUUAUUUUUUUUAUUUUUUUAUACUUUCCUUUUAGCUCCCUCUUCAUCCACUCUUUUCAGCUUAAAGAUAUGCACCCCAAAAGGUUUCAAUUCCAUCUCUUUAAUAAACUAAUCUUGUGUUCGGAUAGAUGGAAAAGUAAGGGAAAGGAAAAGCUACUUGUUAUCUAACUUAGAUGGCUUUAUAAAGUAAAGUAAAUAGA
Molecule: messenger RNA, 1748 nt
Organism: Rubroshorea leprosula
Lineage: Eukaryota; Viridiplantae; Streptophyta; Magnoliopsida; Malvales; Dipterocarpaceae
Source: the annotation of a GenBank genome assembly